Diprion similis is the source of this 1564-nucleotide messenger RNA. It is a transcript of the gene Vsp37A, whose product is annotated as vacuolar protein sorting-associated protein 37A. The record is from RefSeq and is a predicted model, not a curated record. Bases 183 to 1466 code for a protein of 427 amino acids. The transcript is spliced from 5 exons. Gene Ontology annotation, biological process: protein targeting to vacuole; ubiquitin-dependent protein catabolic process via the multivesicular body sorting pathway; protein targeting to membrane. Gene Ontology annotation, cellular component: ESCRT I complex. NCBI's taxonomy places the organism in Eukaryota, Metazoa, Arthropoda, Insecta, Hymenoptera, Diprionidae.
UAUGCCGUCAACUAUGCCUCGUAAUGUCAAGGAACUCGAAACGUGCAUAUCGAUAUUCGACAGACUCUCGCAGGGUGAAGUUGGUCACCAUUGCAAAACAUAUGUUCCGGAUGGUUGGUUUGACGGUUUGACAGUGGGAUUGACGGAUAAGCGAAUGAUUUAUCCGAUAUCAAGGCAUUUAAAUGUUAUCGCGAAUAUUCCGUGGAGAAAAUGAGAAUGCCUCUGUUAAGAGAAAGCGGCAAAUUGACACCCUGAAAAUCUUUAACGAUAAUGUAGUCGAGCUAAGAGAGGAUGUGGAGUACCAAGUUCAGUUUGAUGCAGGGGAUAGGCGAAUGGCUAUCAUGGUCUCCCUCUCGCCUGAAUUUCCCCUAGAAAAACCUGUUCUCAGAGUAUCUCCUCCGAUUAAUCAUCCAUGGUGCAAUGAGCACAAUGAAAUCAUCAGUGCUCCGGGACUACUAAAUUUUACGGUACACAGCGACCUUGGCAGGGUGGUCCAAGCCAUCAUUAGAGAGUUCAGCAAAAACCCACCGAAACUUAUAGAAGAUAGUCCACCGCCGGUCUCUUCCGUAUGCCACAGAGAUUUGAAUGAUAGAGUAUCGCCGUCCUAUGCCCUACAACAACAGUACCCCGAGAUACCGUCGACUUCGUAUAAUUCUUAUUACAACACCCACUACCCACAAUAUUCGUCGUCAAGUACAAAUACGAACAACACGGUUUACAAUUAUAACUACACAAACUCGGGUAACACAUAUGCGAUAGAGAGUCAAGCUAAGUCCUUUGCUUCGACUUCCCAUCUUUCUACUUACUCACCAAGUUCAACCAGUAAUUCUUUACACAGUACUAAAGCUCCGUGUUGUUCCUCCAAUCAAUAUGCCAAUACCCCUUAUCUCAAUUCGCAUUAUGGUGGUACAAAUUAUGGACAAACGACACAGACUAACGUCAGGUCCAAAACACCUCAGUGCUCAGAAUUUCCAGAAUUGAAUGAUAUGAGUACAGAGGAAUUGCAAAAACUCGGUGAUGAUGUCGAUAGAUUAGACGAAUUUUUGGAGAAGCAUUCCCAGAUAAAGGAUCUCAAUACCACAGUAGAAGACGCCAUCGAUUGGGUUGAAAAUACAGCUAGGGCAAACCUGCUAAAGGAAUCUGAACUCGAAGAACUUAGAAAUCAAGUAGCGGAGAAAGCUGAAAGAGUAACGAUUCUAAAAGCUAGAUAUGACCAGCUUAAUCAGAACUACAAUAAAUUGUCAGAAGUGUUCACGCCAGACCACAUAAAGAACUGCUUAAAACAUGCGGCUGACGAAAGCCAUGAAAAGAGUGAAGCGAUUGCUGAAGAUUUUUUGAACAGAAAAAUUGACGUCGAACGUUUUUUGAGCACUUACGUAGAAUGUCGAAAGCUUGGUCAGGCGCGCCGAACUAAGGAAGAAAAGUUAGCUCACCAAUUGAACGAACUGAAACGGGCUGGUUACUAAUAAUGCUAUUGACAAAAGUGUAAAAUUCCGUUUUCUAUCUAACCGAAUGAACUGUACAUAAUAUUUAGUUAAAUUAAAUGAUAAUUGCAAAUUUGAAA